Messenger RNA from Vitis vinifera (wine grape), 1572 nucleotides. RefSeq lists its product as uncharacterized. The transcript has 4 exons. The record is from RefSeq and is a predicted model, not a curated record. NCBI's taxonomy places the organism in Eukaryota, Viridiplantae, Streptophyta, Magnoliopsida, Vitales, Vitaceae. The coding region runs from base 1 to 1572 and encodes 523 amino acids.
AUGGCUACCAACUCAUCAUCCUCUACUUCUGAUAUCAUCAUCUCAUCGUCUUCAUCCUCUCAUCUUCCAAUCACAGCCCAUAAACUGAAUGGGCAAAAUUAUUUGCAAUGGUCUCAGUCCAUAUUAAUGUUUAUACGGGGAAAGGAGAAAGAUGACUACAUCACCGGAGCUUCGGCGGCACCAGAAACCACAGCAUCAACCUACAAAAAGUGGAUAGCAGAAAAUAAUAUGGUCAUGUCCUGGCUAGUCAACUCUAUGACCGCUGACAUUGGUGAAAAUUUUCUGUCAUUUGAUACUGCCAAAGAAAUCUGGGACACUGCAAAAGAAACUUUCUCAGACAAGGAAAACACAUCUGAAAUCAUCCAGAUUGAAGGCAUCCUCCACGAUUUGCGUCAAGGAAACCUUACGGUAACUGAAUAUUUCAAUACUCUUACUCGUCUAUGGCGUCAACUUGAUACGUUUGAGGUUCAUAAUUGGAAUUGUGUUACAGAUGGUUUUUUGUAUAAAAAGAUUGUCGAAGGGAAACGUGUGUUUAAAUUUUUGUUAGGUUUGAACAAAAAUCUUAAUGAAAUUAGAGGAAGAAUCAUGGGAGUAAAACCCCUACCUAGCCUCAGAGAGGCAUUCUCUGAAGUCCGUCGCGAAGAAAUUCGGAAAAAUCUCAUGAUGGGAUCCCAUCAACAACUGAAUAUGGCAGAAAGCUCGGCUCUUAAGACUCAAUUCGCUCCUUUUGACAACCGUCAAAAAAUUAAAGGAGGUAGACCUUGGUGUGAUCAUUGCAGAAAGUCGGGACACUCAAGAGAAACUUGCUGGAAGAUUCAUGGAAAGCCAAUAGAUUGGAAGCCACGUCAACCACUUGAGAAAGAAGGACGAGGCAAUCAUGUGGCUACCGAUGAACAAUCGCCACAACCUGAAGCUAGCCCUUUUAAUAAGGAGCAAAUGGAGAUGCUUCAGAAACUACUGUCUCCUCUUCUGUCAGUACAGUCACAAACUAGCUCAUCUUCCAACCAGGUCAUUGGUUCCGGAACCUUGGCUCACAAAGUCCGAAUAGCAGAUGGUUCACUAUCAAAGGUUGCCGGAACAGGUUCAGCUGUGCUAUCAAGGGAUCUUACUCUCAACUCUGUUCUCCUUGUUCCUAACUUGGACUUCAACAGCAGUCUUAGCACGCAUAAGCUCCUAGUGCAAACCCCCAACCUCAGCCCUAAUGUUAUUGAACUUCUGAAUUUCAGAACGGAGUUGAACCGCCUCAUUUUUCAUGGGCUCCGUUGCCCGCAGAUCAGCUUCAAGCUUCAAACCUUUCUCAAUAAGCUUCCUAGAAUUGGAUCUUGGAAUGGGCAGUGGGAAAUGAAGAAUGGGUUUGGUGGGCAUUUUCGGUAUGAGGUCAAAGGUAGGGAGGAUAGGUGUAACGGUGGACGCGGUGAUGGGUAUAAUGGGUAUGAAUGGGUAUCGGCAUCAUUGGUGAUAUGGAUAGUGAAAGGUGAUGAAGGAAAUGGGCUUGAUAGAUGUGGAAGCAAGGAUAUGAACAACAUGGGAGAAUGCAGGCAGGGAAUCAGUGGACUGGAUGAUGGAGUUUAG